This is a messenger RNA of Dacryopinax primogenitus, 2039 nucleotides long. Its product is annotated as oligopeptide transporter. Gene Ontology annotation, biological process: transmembrane transport. The record is from RefSeq and is a predicted model, not a curated record. Gene Ontology annotation, molecular function: dipeptide transmembrane transporter activity. Bases 27 to 1931 code for a protein of 634 amino acids. The transcript is spliced from 13 exons. NCBI's taxonomy places the organism in Eukaryota, Fungi, Basidiomycota, Dacrymycetes, Dacrymycetales, Dacrymycetaceae. Gene Ontology annotation, cellular component: membrane.
GUCCAUUCUCACUUCGAUCUGGUCGGAUGGCACGGCGCCCGAGCGCGUCCAUAGCCGAUGGAGAGGUCGAGGAGAUACCUUUACUAGCCAACAAAUCUACAACAUCGUUCGCUCUUAAAGUAGGAGAAGCACACACGUCUAUCACACUCGUAGAAGAUGAGCGCUCUGAUUAUCUUCACGGUGCCCGAGAUGGCUGGGAACCGUAUCCUACCGAGGAGGAGCGCUCAGGUCCUCAUCGACUCCGGCGUGUGGGUAGAAAGAUAUCAUGGCCAGCAUACCUCAUCGCCUUCGUAGAGCUGUGCGAGCGGUUCUCGUACACUGGUACGGCGGCGGUAUUCACCAACUUCCUCCAGCGUCCCCUCCCGCCCGGCUCCACAAGCGGAGCGAACCCUGCGGGUACUCCAGGUGCAUUGGGAUUAGGAACGAACGUCGCUGCCGCUAUUACACAGUUCAACACCCUCUGGGUAUAUGUCCUCCCCCUCGUUGGGGCAUAUAUCGCCGAUACCCGCCUGGGCCGGUUCAAGACGGUUUGUUGGUGUGUUGCUAUAGCCCUUUUCGGCCACGCCCUGAUGAUACUUCCCUCCCUCCCGUCGAUAAUACCACACCGGAGCCUUGCGCUUCCCAUCUUCAUAUGCUCUCUUCUAAUCAUGGGUCUCGGAACGGGAGGGUUCAAGAGUAACAUCUCUCCUCUCGUAGCGGAACAGCAGCGCGGCCCACAAAGGCUUACUGUGGAGAGGGACGAGGAAGGAGAGAGGGUAAUCCUAGACCCCAGCAUAACAACAGCGAGAAUUUAUAUGUAUUUCUAUUUGAUGAUCAACGUCGGUGCGGCAUUGGGGCAGCUCUGCAUGACCUUUGCGGAGAAAUACGUCGGAUUCUGGGCCGCGUUCUCUCUUCCGACCAUAAUGUUUUGCCUAUGUCCCAUCGUCCUCUGGUGGGGAUCAAGCUUCUACACCAAGUCCCCACCGCAAGGCUCCAACCUCCUCCACACUUUGCGCGUUCUAGCCUUGGCAUUCCGCCCUCUCUUGACCCUCUCCCCCACCCGUUUCUUGCGCGCGUGGACCGAUCCCGAUUUCUGGGAACGGGCCAAGCCCUCGUACGUUGCCCACUUUGGAAGGACUGGGCGGGUUGCCUGGGAUGAAGCGUUUGUGGAGGAAGUCAGGAAGGUUGCGAGCGCUUGCGCUGUCUUCGUCUGGUACCCGUUCUAUUGGAUAUCGUUCAACGAAAUGUACAACAAUAUGACGAGUCAAGCAGCGACUCUUACCACUCAUGGCAUCCCGAACGACGUCAUAAACAACAUCAACCCCAUAGCGCUUCUAUUCCUCAUUCCGAUCUUCGACAAAUACCUGUAUCCGUUCCUCCGCCGGAGGGGAUACAACUUUUCCCCCCUUAAACGGAUGUUUGCCGGUUUUAUCUCAGUGGGAAGCGCAAUGAUUUGGGCUGGGAUACUGCAGUGCUACAUUUAUACCGCAUCCCCCUGCGGCUACCGAGCAAAUGACCCCAACUGCGAACCAGCCGGGAUCUCAGUCUGGUGGCAAACCGGAGCGUAUGUGCUCAUAGCGGUAUCAGAGAUCUUCGCUUCCAUCACCGGGCUCGAAUACGCCUUCACAAAAGCGCCAAAGAGCAUGAAAUCGCUCAUCAUGGCGCUCUUUCUCUCCACGUCCGCGUUCGCCUCCCUCCUGGGCGAAUGUCUGAAUCCUCUCGCGGGGGACCCGUUGCUUAUCUGGAACUAUGCGGUUUGCGCGGGAAUGUCUUUGGGUGCGGGUGCGGGAUUUUGGUGGACAUUUAGGGCGCUAGACGCGCAAGAAGAGAAGGACGAGCUUGGGGGGAGGAAGGAUCUGGAAGACGAGGAUGGUGAGAAUGAUGACCGUGAUGACGCUGGUGGAGUAGAUGUGCACGGAGAGGCCUUGACUUUGCAAAGGGAGGGGGUAUAGAUGGAUCGGUUGGCGUGCAUUGGAUUGGAUGGAUUGAGUUGGAUUGGAUUGGAUUGACGACUGGUGCCUAGAUGUAUUUAUAUCUUGUAUAACGCACUUAUUUAGAAG